GUGCUCUUUAAAUACAUUUGCGUGUAAUUUCUUGUCAAACGCUGAGCAAGAGCUACAGGUCAGAGGUGGUAAAUUUCUCUCUGGACACGAAAAAACCCAGAACAUGAGGUCUCUGGUUAUCUGCUUGGUGCUUGGCUGCGUCUUUUCGUUGUCUGUUUGCACACAAAGUCAUGACAGUAAACUAGGUGAAGAUGAGCGGAUACUUGCAGCCAUAAAGGAAGAUGAUGCGUUUCAAGAGGACGAAGCAAAGGUGAAUGGCCCGGUUGAAUCCUUUGAAGAAGAUCUCAUGUUGGCAGAAGCUGAUGGCCGCCAUUUUGAUUUUAGCGAAAUCGCAGAGGAGGAGGGUGCUCAAAAAGAUCCAAAACCUGUAUUCAAACGGUUGUUUAGAAAAGCCAAAAGAUUUGUCAAGAGAGUUGGUAAGAAAAUAAAGAAAGUGAAGAGUGAGAUGCAGAAAAUUGGAGAACGCUUAGCUAAAGCCGGAAAGAACGUCAUCCGAUUUUUGAAAAAAAGAACAAUCUGCUACCGGCCAUAUGGAUGCUUUAACAACAGAUCUCCUUGGAACAAAAUCUGGAAUCGACUACCACAGAGACCAAGUAAGAUAGGAACGAAGUUUGUCUUGUUCACUCGCAGGAACCGCAAAGGAAAAACGAUGCACAUGUUCAACGUCCGAGCCUCAAAUUUAGUAAUUCGAAAAAAAACCAUCUUUAUAAUCCAUGGAUGGAAAGAAACCUACACCUCAGCAGCAUGGAUGAGACAAUUGAAAGACGAAUUUUUAAAACUUGGCGAUUUCAACGUCAUCACUGUGCACUGGGUUAAGGGCGCUGGAAGGGGUUACUUUCAGGCAGCGGGCAACACCCGGCUAGUUGGAGCACAAGUAGCUUACCUCAUACAGCGUCUUCAUAAGGACUUGAGGUUGUGCUUUGGCAAGGUCCAUUUGAUUGGUUUCAGUCUUGGUGCUCAGAUUGCUGGGUUCGCAGGCAGAAGACUCCGCGAGAAAGGACAUAUCAUUUCACGUAUAUCAGGUCUCGAUCCAGCUGGACCUGUUUUCGCUCGCCAGCCAAGGAAAGCCAGACUUGAUUCGACCGAUGCUCGAUUUGUUGAUGUUAUUCACACAAGUUUCCUGUAUUUUAUUGGGGUCAAAGGCAGAUCGGGAGACAUCGAUUUCUACGUUAAUGGCGGAGGAGCUCAGCCUGGUUGCGGAGGAAAGAAGAUUCCACCAAAAUGCAGUCAUUUCCGUGCUGUGCAGCUGUACAUUAAAAGUGUGAAUCCACCUUGCAAAUAUCGCUCGUACAAAUGCUCUAGAUACACGACGUUUCGCCUUGGAUUCUGCAAAAAAGCGAGGACUGCACUUAUGGGAUAUCACGUCAGCAGAGCAGCAAGAGGGAAGUACUACCUCAAAACAAGCGGACGCCCACCAUACUGCUGAUCGGUCAAAGGCGUAUCAGCCGAUGCUGCUUGCACUCCUCGCUGGACUCUUGAUCAACUGACGCUACUUGUUCUUGUCACGUCACAGUUUACGUCAAGAUUUUUUAAUUUCUACUCAGUUCUUCUCUAUGCAGACAUUUUUAUACUUA
Messenger RNA from Rhopilema esculentum, 1574 nucleotides. Its product is annotated as pancreatic lipase-related protein 3. Gene Ontology annotation, molecular function: lipase activity. The record is from RefSeq and is a predicted model, not a curated record. NCBI's taxonomy places the organism in Eukaryota, Metazoa, Cnidaria, Scyphozoa, Rhizostomeae, Rhizostomatidae. Gene Ontology annotation, biological process: lipid catabolic process.